This is a messenger RNA of Papaver somniferum (opium poppy), 2198 nucleotides long. Its product is annotated as methylenetetrahydrofolate reductase 1-like. Lineage: Eukaryota; Viridiplantae; Streptophyta; Magnoliopsida; Ranunculales; Papaveraceae. Gene Ontology annotation, cellular component: cytosol. The transcript is spliced from 12 exons. The record is from RefSeq and is a predicted model, not a curated record. Gene Ontology annotation, molecular function: FAD binding; methylenetetrahydrofolate reductase [NAD(P)H] activity. Bases 120 to 1904 code for a protein of 594 amino acids. Gene Ontology annotation, biological process: tetrahydrofolate interconversion.
AGAAAGUGAUAACGAGCUCGUUAUCUUCUUCUCUCUCUUUUUUCUCUCCAUUGAUACACCACGUUUCUUUCUUCUGGAUCUUAAUUGCAGAGGAAGAAGAAUUUAAAUAAAAAGAGAAAAUGAAGGUAAUUGAGAAGAUCCAAGAAGCUGCUUUAAAUGACAAAGUAGUUUUCUCAUUCGAGUUUUUCCCACCAAAAACUGAUGAUGGAGUUGAGAAUCUUUUCGAACGUAUGGAUCGUAUGGUUUCUCAUAAUCCUUCCUUCUGUGAUAUUACAUGGGGUGCUGGUGGUUCUACUGCUGAUCUCACUCUCGACAUUGCCAAUCGUAUGCAAAACCAGAUCUGUGUUGAAACAAUGAUGCAUUUAACAUGUACAAAUAUGCCAGUGGAGAGCAUUGAUCAAGCUUUGAAUUCAAUCAAGGGUAACGGAAUUCAAAAUGUUUUGGCUUUAAGAGGGGAUCCUCCUCAUGGUCAAGAUAAAUUUGUUGCUGUUGAGGGUGGAUUUGCUUGUGCUCUCGAUCUGGUGAGGCAUAUUAAAAAGAAUUAUGGUGAUUUUUUUGGAAUCACUGUUGCUGGUUACCCAGAGGCACAUCCGGAAGUGAUUGGAGAAGAUGGUGUGGCAUCUCCUGAAGCUUACCAGAAGGAUCUUGCUUAUUUGAAAGAAAAGGUUGAUGCUGGAGCAGAAGUCAUUGUCACUCAACUGUUCUAUGAUACCGAUAACUUCUUGAAGUUUGUUAAUGACUGUCGGCAAAUUGGAAUUGCUUGUCCUAUUGUACCGGGAAUUAUGCCUAUCAACAACUAUAAGGGUUUUGUGCGCAUGACUGGCUUUUGCAAAACUAGGAUACCAGCUGAGAUUAUGGCUGCUCUAGACCCUAUUAAAGACAACGAAGAAGCAGUCAAAGCCUACGGAAUCCACCUUGGUACAGAAAUGUGCAAGAAAAUCUUAGCUAGCGGUAUCAAAACAUUGCAUCUUUAUACACUAAACAUGGACAAAACAGCGUUGGCCAUAUUACAGAAUCUUGGUCUUAUCGAAGAAUCCAAGAUCUCGAGGACACUGCCAUGGAAACGGCCAACUAAUGUCUUCCGUGUUAAAGAAGAUGUCCGACCAAUUUUCUGGGCUAAUCGUCCAAAAAGCUACAUAUCAAGGACUAGAGGAUGGGAGCAAUACCCCCAAGGUCGAUGGGGCGAUUCUUGCAGCCCCGCUUAUGGUGCGCUGACUGACCAUCAGUUUUUGCGACCACGUUCAAAAGACAAGAAGCUUCAGGAGGAGUGGGCUGUGCCAUUGACAUCUGUUGAAGACAUUAAUGAGAAAUUUUCAAAACUAUGCCUGGGGAAACUUAAAACCAGUCCUUGGUCAGAAUUGGAUGGACUUCAGCCAGAGACAAAGAUCAUAGGUGAACAGUUGGGAGGCAUUAAUUCAAAGGGGUUCCUUACCAUCAAUAGCCAACCUGCAGUCAAUGGGGUGAAAUCUGAUUCACCUGCUGUCGGGUGGGGUGGACCCGGUGGAUACGUUUACCAGAAGGCCUACCUUGAGUUCUUCUGCUCUAAGGACAGGUUGAGUUCACUGGUUGAAAAAUGCAAGGCCUUCCCAUCUCUCACCUACAUUGCUGUGAACAAAGCUGGAGAAACCUUGUCUAAUGUGUCCCCUGCUGAUGUGAACGCGGUGACAUGGGGAGUCUUUCCAGCAAAGGAAAUCAUCCAACCAACUGUUGUGGACCCUACUAGCUUUGUUGUGUGGAAGGAUGAGGCUUUUGAGAUCUGGACAAGGGGAUGGGCACGUAUGUAUCCUGAAGGGGAUUCUUCAAGGACUGUAUUGGAGUCGGUGCAAAGCAAUUAUUUCUUGGUCAGUUUGGUUGAUAAUGACUAUAUCAACGGAGAUUUGUUCGGCGUUUUCAGGGAUCUAUGAAAACUACCAGCAUUCAAUCUCUUCCCCACUGUUUCAUUUUAAGAGUAGCAUAUUGUGAUUUUACGGAAAGUGUCAUCUUGGUGCAAAUUAUCUGCAUAAUAUCAUAUUAUUUUGCGUUUUAGUUUUCGUUUGUAUUGCUCUUCUCCUGAGUGUUGGCCCUCAGUCUGGAAAGUGACCCUCUUCUCAUGUUUUCUUUUUUUACAAUUUGUAUCAAAUAAUUAAUUUAUUAUUUGAGCAAAGCUCUGGAAUAUUACGUAUUUCAUCUAAAGGUCCUAAGCUAGUCUAACUCGCUAA